Messenger RNA from Colletotrichum karsti, 969 nucleotides. Its product is annotated as Cytochrome P450. The record is from RefSeq and is a predicted model, not a curated record. Gene Ontology annotation, molecular function: oxidoreductase activity, acting on paired donors, with incorporation or reduction of molecular oxygen; monooxygenase activity; iron ion binding. Lineage: Eukaryota; Fungi; Ascomycota; Sordariomycetes; Glomerellales; Glomerellaceae. The coding region runs from base 1 to 969 and encodes 322 amino acids. The transcript has 2 exons.
AUGGGCUUCAUCGAAGACGGCUGCGACAAGAAUGAUUAUAUCUCCAACGUUCAUGGGGCUUUCUACUGGAUCGCCAAUCUUGGCAACCUUCCCUGGAAGAGUUGCUGGAUGGCAAACACGACUGCCAUCACGCGGCCGCUUGGACUUCAGAUCGCCAAAGAAGCAGCCGCUUUCUCCCGCCUUGCGACGGAGAAGGUUAUCCCUCGAAUCCAACAGGCUCGGUCUAACCGCGGCAAGGUCUCUAAUGGCAAUCGAGACAUGCUGGAUCAUUUCAUAGACAUGCGGGGGCCAUCAGGAGAGCCUGCGACAGUCACGGAAAUUAUAGCUGAGGUCGGCAAUCUGCUUGCGGCUGGUGCAGACACAACUUCGGUUGCCGUGAAGGCGGUGCUGGCCCCUAUCCUGAAGCAUCCCGCACGGUAUCACAGGCUGCAAAACGAAAUUGACUGUGCGAGAGCGACAGCGGCAUCUGAGAAGGGCGAAAACCAUGUUUUGACUUUUAAUGAUAUCAAAGACCUUGCAUUCUUGGGUGCAUGUAUCAAAGAGGGCACUCGACUGCACCCAAGUCUCGUUUAUCAGUUGCCUCGAAAGGCACCAGCUGAGGGUUUCGACAUCGAUGGCUAUUUUAUUGACUCCACCGCUACGGUUGGAACGAGUGCGGUGGCUUACAAUCGGUGCCAAGCCAUAUUCGGCGAGGAUGCCGACAAGUGGCGACCCGAACGUUGGAUCGAGGGAGAAGGAAACACGAUUGACAGAAUCAAAGAGAUGGAUAAGAACCUGGCCACAUUCGGCUUUGCCUCACGAACAUGUAUUGGUCGCAACCUCGCUACUUUGGAACUCUUCAAGUUCAUCGCACAGCUUUUGAUCCGAUACGAUGUAGAGCUUGUGGACCCUGACAAGGCUCUCGACGUUCGGUCGUUAUGGUUUGCCGAAAUCUACAACAUGCAGAUCAAGCUCAAGUUGAGAAGUUAA